AAAGCCUUCGAAGCUAAAGAUGUAACUGAUCAUGAGGUCGAGUCAAUCGAGCAGUUACCAGUCUCCCGCAUCAUCCAUAAUGGCUUUACUUCGACGCGUGGCAUUAUUAAUUAAACCCGCUCAAAUCAACGGCCGUCUUCUCAUUCACUCUUCUUUGCGACGUUUUCUCUUCGUCAAUAGUAGCACAAUGAAUGUGGCUGAUUUAAGCGAUGCUUACAGCGACACGCUGCAAUACGUGGAGGCGAACUUCCUCCGUAAUUAUGGAGGCAAGGCGAAAUUUGGAGGAAUGAUUUCUACGUUGAAAUGCCAUGAAGACAAUGUACUCGUGAAGAAAGCACUCAGUGAACCAGGGAACAAGCGGGUCCUUGUGGUGGAUGCAGGAGGGUCACUAAGGUGUGGCAUGCUUGGUGACAAUCUUGCUUCACUUGUGAUGAAGAACAAUUGGGCUGGUGUUGUUAUGUAUGGCUGUAUACGAGACUCUGAAGAGAUUUCAAGGAUGGAUGUGGGGGUGAAAGCUUUAGGCACAAUGCCAUUGAAAUCCAUCAAGAAAGGUUUGGGAGAAAGAGAUAUUGCUGUGCGGUUUGGAGGAGUGACAUUCACACCCGGUCAUUAUCUUUAUGCAGAUCUCGAUGGUAUUAUAGUGUCACCUAAAGAAUUAACUCUUGAUCAACCAAAAUUGUAACCAUUUUGAGUUUCGUUUAAUGCCUUAGUGAUUCUAAGAAUAAGAAUUACCUUAAUCUGUAUACUUUGUUGACAAAGUCAGUGUGAGCAUUGUCUGUUUUAUUGAAACUGAAUGUCAAAUGAUAUGACCAAGCCCUCAUUUUAUGUGCCUGUUAAAGAGGAACCAACUUUUGAUUUCUCUGUACCCAGGGUUUUAGGCAGUGGAGACAAUACAAAAGUGACAUGGAAAAGGACUUGCAGAAGAUGUACAACCUUUUUUGCUUUGCCAAUUUUCUAGUUGCUGCUAAAAACUAAAAGCCUUGAACAAGCUAAUUUAUUGCAAUCACUGCAGAAUAAAUUAAUUCUGAAAAUGAUGAAAUGUUUUGAACAGUCUCUAACCUGCAAAAUGGAAAGCAGUUCUUGCUAUGCUUCCUUUAGGUUUGAGUGUUAAAUUACCAGUAUACUAGAAGAUGUCCUUAAGAAUUAUUUGUUGUCUAAUGUUACUUCUCAACUCCAAUGAUAAUUGAGGGUGCAAACAAUGAGGAACUGGUCAUAUCUAUGUUCUUGAAAUUAUUUUCAAUAAUGUUAGGGGGGAAUAUUUUUUUAAAACAUGCAUCUAUUUAAUUCUGUGUAAAAUGAUUACAUACUUUGGAACAAAAUUA
Pocillopora verrucosa is the source of this 1322-nucleotide messenger RNA. NCBI's taxonomy places the organism in Eukaryota, Metazoa, Cnidaria, Anthozoa, Scleractinia, Pocilloporidae. The record is from RefSeq and is a predicted model, not a curated record.